CUUCUCACAACUUGCUACGACCGCUCGUUUACUUGGAUUCCUUUGCCAACGGAUAUAUCACCGGAAGGGGUGGCGAGGGCUAGCGGAAGCCACGUCGCAUCCACACCGCACCAUGUUCAUCGCAGGCGCAGUGGCCUCACCGGCGGCGGCUUGCUCGCUCUCACGCUUUGGCUUUCAACCCGCUGAGGUUGCCAUAUCCCACCCCAAACUACUCUCCUCCAACUGGCGGCCGCCCGUGGGACGGCCCCUCCUUCCCACUCACGGACGAUUCAGCUGCCGAAGGCUUGUGCUCGUUGCGAGUGCCGCAGAUUCCACUCAACCGUCCUCCGCCGCCGCUGCCAAAACAAUCGUUCCCGACAAUGGUUUCUCCUUCUCCAAGGUCUCUUUCGGUGUUAUUGGUUUGGCUGUAGGUGGUAGUCUUCUCUCAUACGGAUUUGGUGCAUAUUUCACUAUUUUCCCUGGCUCAGAGUGGUCAGCUAUACUACUUACAUAUGGAUUUCCUUUGACAGUCAUUGGUAUGGCAUUGAAGUAUGCAGAACUUAAACCGGUGCCAUGUAUAACUUACAAUGAUGCAGAGGAUUUGAGGGAAAAAUGUGCUACUCCUAUUCUUAAACAGGUAAGGAAUGAUGUUACACGAUUUCGUUAUGGUGAUGAGCAACACUUGGAUGAGGCAUUGAAAAGGAUUUUCCAAUAUGGUCUGGGUGGUGGGAUCCCACGACGAAGUGCACCAAUCUUGCGGAUGAUACGUGAAGAAGUAACAGAAGAUGGAAGAUAUUGCUUAGUUCUAGUGUUUGAAGCAAAAGCUUUGAGAUUGUCUGAUUUUGAACAAAGACAGGCAAAAUUCACAUCGUUCUUUGGACCAGGAAUUGCUGCAGAAAUUGGGAAAGGAGGAGAAGCUGAUUUUUACGAAGUUCGCCUUAUCUCGCAGACGACUUCAGAACCAAGUUCACAAUCAUAACUUUCUCUUUAAGCUACUGCAUACAGUACUGAUGUAAAUUUCUCAUUUCACUCCAUUUCUUUCAAAAUGCUUGUUUUUAGUGUGAAUGUAAAUGAUGUGUCACAGAUAUAGUGCUGAAAAAUUUGAAGUCAUCAGUCAAAUUUAUCUGAUAGUAUCCUUUGUUCUUACCUUCUCAGUUUUAUUUACCAUAAUAGCGAAGAACAAAUGUAUAAUGAUCUCACUGCAGUAUUGCUGCCAUAAUUAACAAUGUAAGUUUGCCCCCUUGUAUUUGAAUCACCAAGUGUUUGUUUUCCUGGUUGUUAUA
Messenger RNA from Zingiber officinale, 1262 nucleotides. RefSeq names its product thylakoid membrane protein slr0575-like. The transcript has 9 exons. The record is from RefSeq and is a predicted model, not a curated record. NCBI's taxonomy places the organism in Eukaryota, Viridiplantae, Streptophyta, Magnoliopsida, Zingiberales, Zingiberaceae. The coding region runs from base 113 to 958 and encodes 281 amino acids.